CCUGCUAAUAAAACAGUUGCCCACUCCACAGUACACCCGAGGUAAAUCAAUUAUAAGUGAAAAGACUGAAAAGUUACUUGAUUCAAGAAAUAGUGAAGCUACUGAGAAUUGUAGUUAGUUACUAGCUUAGCUACAAGUAGUGAACCCUAACCCUACUGCCCAACACUGAAUUUUAAAUUACAUUAUUUAAUUUAAUUACUUAUUAAUCACCACAACACCAUGAAUUACCACCACAACAUUAUGUUUGCUUCUUGAUAAUUGCUAGUUGUUUACUACUACUAGUGAAUUUAUUCUGAUGUACUUUGUCUGUCCGUUAGGUGUGAUGAAAACAGAGGAGCGUCACUUUGCCGAAGCGUGUGCCAGGCAGUUUCUCGACGUCGCUAAUCAGUGGGGGAUAACUGACAAAAUCAGCACUAUUGGGACAGACAGCGCUCCUAAUAUGGUGGCAGCAGGGAGGAUACUGCCAUUCGAGCAUGUGCCCUGUGUUGCGCAUGUUGUACAGAGAGCUAUUGUAAUGUCACUUCGGGAUGGUGGUUUUGAUGGUGCACUGGCCAAGUGCCGUAAAGUGGUCGGACAUUUCAAACACAGUCCGGCCAACUCAGACGAGCUGAAUGCCCAGCAAGCCUCCCUUGGACAAGAUCAGGAGCAACUUGUGCAAGAUGUUCCUACACGGUGGAAUUCCACCCUUGAGAUGAUCAAGCGUGUGAGGCGCAACAGAGACGCACUGCACACAACGCUGUCUCAGCAGAAGCACAAUCUGGCCCUCCCAACAAAUGCUGAAUAUGAGAAGUUGGCAAAUCUCGAGAAACAGCUGGAGCCAUGCAGGUACAUCACUGAGCUCCUUGGUGGGGAUAAGUAUGUAUCCUGCUCUGUGGUUCUACCUGCCCUGUGCCACCUCCAGCAUGCGAUGAAGAUCUCAGAUGAUGAUCCUGCCUACAUUGUGCGAUUCAAGGCUGCCUUCACCACGGACCUCAACCAGCGGAGGGAGAAAAUAAACCUGGAAUGGCUUAAGGUGGCGACUGCUCUAGAUCCACGUUUUAAGGACCUCAAGUGCUUGCCCAGAGCAGAGAGGGAGCCAGUGUGGGCAAAGCUAAGGGAGUUGGUGAAGGGAGAAGAACCUGCUCUGCAGCCACUCGGGGAGGAGAACCCUGAGCCACCCAAGAAGAAAACAGCCCUGCUAGUGAUGGAUUCAGACUCAGAAUCAGAGGAGGAGACACCAGAAGACAAUACUGUGGAGAGGUACAAGGUAGAGCCCAGUGCCAGCUUAGAUCAGUGUCCACUGAAUUGGUGGUCGGAGCACACUGCUGUCUAUGUUUUAAAGGGCUCAGCACUCAGUUGGUGGAAAGCUACCAAGAGUCAGGUACAUGAUUGGAUCUCAUUCAGAGAAGCCUUUCUAGCAGCUUUCCUAUCCACGGAUUACUUGAGUGAAGUGGAGGAGAAGUUGAGAACCACCGUUCAGAAGCCAGACCAGUGCCUCCGAGAUUUCGCCUAUGACUACCAGGAUUUAUGUCUGAAAUGGAAGCAGGACAUGCCUGAAGAAGAGAUUGUAAGGCGUAUCUUGAAUAAUAGCAAUCCUAAAAUAGCGGGGUGCCUCCGUGGGACGGUGACAACCGUGGCACAACUGGUGAAGGUGGGCUCUAUGGUGGAGAAGGACUGCUCUGGAGCCAAGGAGUACUGGCAGAAGGCCUAG
This is a messenger RNA of Gadus macrocephalus (Pacific cod), 1690 nucleotides long. Its product is annotated as E3 SUMO-protein ligase ZBED1-like. The transcript is spliced from 5 exons. The record is from RefSeq and is a predicted model, not a curated record. NCBI's taxonomy places the organism in Eukaryota, Metazoa, Chordata, Actinopteri, Gadiformes, Gadidae. Bases 296 to 1690 code for a protein of 464 amino acids.